CCUAUGACCUGACUCUCCGCGGAGCUGCUCUAGUUGAACCCUGUAGAGUAGAUAGAAGGAAGUUCUCAUCAACGACGUCGCGAAGUUAUCAUCGCAUUGUGACGUUAACGUCACGUUUACGCCUUCAGUCGGGACAACCAAAGCCAAAUAGCGUGGUGAGUCACCAUCACUCACCUUGUGCUGACCGGAUACUGUGCGGGCAGACAGAGAGUGACCAUGCCGUUGUUUGGCCCGAAACAGAGCAAGGAAGGCAAGCGGAGGAUGGAGCAUAAGAUGACCCUGGCCAAGUCCAGUCCAGAGCCUUCCUAUGACCUGUCUGACUGUGAGUUGACAGAGGUACCAUCAGGAGUAUAUGCUCUCUGUAAAGUGCUGCAGAAAGAGGUGCUUUUGCUCCAUUCCAACCUCUUAAGUUCUCUCAAAGGAGGUGGUGUAUUGAAGGAUUUAUGUGCUUUGAGGGUCCUUGAUCUUCACCAGAAUAGACUGUCAUCUGUACCAGAUGACAUUGGUGAGCUGGACACCCUACAGGUGUUAAACCUGGAAAAUAACAAAUUGACAAGCCUCCCUGAAUCUGUCGGUCGGCUACAAGCUCUGCAAACCCUCAACUGCAGAGAAAACCGUCUGACAGAUGUCCACAGUGCCAUUGGUAACCUAAAGAGCCUUCGUACCUUGGACCUGUCCAGAAACAGGGUCUCUGUCCUGCCCAAACAGCUGUGCAGGAUAAAGACACUGGAGAGCCUCCUGGUGGAUGUCAAACAGAUGGUGUACCCUCCAGCAGAACUAUGCGAAGGAGGCACUGCUGAAAUAAUGAAGGCUUUGUGCGCAGCAAGUGGGGAAGAAUACACUCCUCCCACACACCAUCUGUUGCCUGUACUGGAUGCUGGGCCCAAGUCAGGGGCCACAUCUCCAGACACUGACAAGAACUUACUCAUCCAACAGGAGUAUGACAGGAGUCUGCAGGAAUCAUUUCUAGUGUAUGAAAGGCUCAAGGAACAGAAGAGACGUGAGCAUGUAGAGUUGGAAGCCCAGCUGCAGGCAGGCCACCAGGAGCAGAUGGUCAUGUUCUCCCAGGCUUCGCAGGCCAGACAGAACAUCAUCACUGUUAUGGCAAAGGAGCAGGACAAGAUGGAUGGAGAAUUGACUGAUUUACAAAACCGAAAGGACCAGGAAAAGCAGAGGCUUGUUCACACACUGCAGAGUGCUGAGCAGAGUGCAGCAGAGCUGGUCAGAUAUCUUAUGGAAACUAAUGAGAAAGCAAGGAAGACGGAAGCUUUGUUGGAAGCCAUGGAGAAAGAGAGGAUAGAGAUGGAGGAAACUGUCAGUUCCCUGCAGCAGGAGCAUGAGAACCUACGGAAAAAAGAAGUGCUAGCUGCCAUGAGCCAGAUGCUGGCAGAGAACUACAACUUUGAACAUCUGCGGCAGCAGUAUGAGGCUACACGUGACGCUGUAGCCAGGCACGCACAACACAGUGUGAGUGAUGAGUCUGACAGGAUAGACGUCCUAUUGGAUGGGAAACAACAGAACCAGGCAGCACUGGUGCACAGGAUGGCACAAGAGGAAGAGUUUCAGAAGAAGGCUUUUGAAGCUUUGCAGCUGGAGAAAGACAUGAAACACAGCAGGAUCACUGGUCAGAUUGCACUUAUUGAGCAGCAGUUAGUCCAACUGACUCUGGUAGAGAUGGAGAAGAAGGCACUGAGAAUGGACAUGGAACAGGAGGUGCUGUGCCAGAAGCGGACAGCUCUGACAGCCUUACUGGUACAGCUGCUGGAGGAGAAACAAACCAGAGAACAGGAGCUGAAGAAAAGGCUGGUUGAGAUGGAGAGGCACAGACAGGAGGAACAGGAGGACUACUGGCUCAUCUUAUAUCAGAGGCUGCUGGACAGAAAACCUCAGCAGCUUGUCAACAAGGAGGCUCAAGUUGACAUUGAUGUUCUAAAGCUGAUGAACGGUGUUGGGGCAGAGGACUACAUCCCUGUGUUUGCCCGUCAUCACAUCUUCACCAUGGAACAACUGAGUCAGAUGAGUAACCAGGACCUUCAACAGAUCGGCAUGCAUGAGUUUGGACUACGACAGGAGAUAGUGUCGGCAGCAAAGAAAUGGCAAGAGGAAUUCGAAGGGAAGAAAAAGGUCCCUGACAAACAGGAUAGGCCUGAAGCAUCUGCACCUGUACCUGAACCAACAGCAGAGGUCCCUCCUACAGCACCUGCAGCUGUUCCCACUGCACCUGCCAGAGACACCUUAGCCAGGGUCAUCACAGAGUGUGUUGUGUGUAUGGAGCAAAACUCAUCUGUGUUGUUCCUGAACUGUGGCCAUGUGUGCUGCUGUGCUGGGUGUGCAGGUAACAUGGAGCAGUGUCCGCUGUGCAGGGGUGACAUCGUACAGAGGGUUAUCCUGGUCUCUGUAGAAUAACAGGGUAACAUGGAGCAGUGUCCGCUGUGCAGGGGUGACAUCGUACAGAGGGUUAUCCUGGUCUCUGUAAAAUAACGGGGUAACAUGGAGCAGUGUCCGCUGUGCAGAGGUGACAUCGUACAGAGGGUUAUCCUGGUCUCUGUAGAAUAACGGGGUAACAUGGAGCAGUGUCCGCUGUGCAGAGGUGACAUCGUACAGAGGGUUAUCCUGGUCUCUGUAGAAUGAGGGUAACAUGGAGCAGUGUCCGCUGUGCAGGGGUGACAUCGUACAGAGGGUUAUCCUGGUCUCUGUAGAAUAACAGGGUAGAUGACAUUUCAAUCUCAACUUUGUCUGAUUUGUAAUUAAUGCACAGCCUUUUCUACUUUUAGAUUUAAGGCCAACAUCUUUCAAGUUUACUAAUUGGCCAUUAUUGAUAGUCCUGAGACUUAGAUUUUCUAUUCACAGUGCAUAUAAAGUGAUGCCAUCUGGUAUAUAUAUAUAUGGUAUACAUAAUGUAUGUAUUACAUUAGGAAUGUAUAGCUUACAAACACCUGUAUAAAGGACCUGUCAGAAACUGGUUGAGCAGUUUAUUGUACUUCUCCAGUCUGACAGUUGUUGAUUGUUGAUAUAUAACUCAAAAGUUUGGAACCCCAAAUUAGAUCAAUCAUAUCUUCAUUUAAUUAUUACUUAUCAAUUGAAUAGUAUCCAGUAUAGAUCACUGGAAAGCAUAUUUAUUACCCUUUACAAUUAUACCAUACUUGUCUUGAUCCCAAAGUCAAACACCAUAGCUGACUGUGCAAGUGAGUCACAAAACAAAUUUCCAAAAUUUCCCUACCAACAGUCUGACAUUGGUAGCUAAAGGGUAAUUUCAGCACUUUUUAGUAUUACCCUCUCACAAAAGCGUUCUCAUAACAUUGAGGUACUAUUUUAAAGGAACAGUAUUUCACAUGCACAUGCAGAGCCCGAAAUACUUUUUUUCUGCAUACCUGCACUGAUUCAGGUAACACUAAAAAUUGCCUGCACCAGACAAAUUUCACCUGCACCACUCUGAAUUUAGGAAGUAUGGAUCAUACUAAAAUUGUUCAGGAAUCAUUGCUAUUUUUUCUUCUAUACUUUACAGGUGGUAACAUUCAAUGCAACUGAUAACAAUCCACAUAUACCUACACCAAAUGACAUUUAUGCAUAAAACCAACUUACAUGGACCAGUGCAGGUUAAGUGCAGGUAGACAUCAGAAAUACCUCGCAGAUCCAAUUUUACCUGCACUAACCUGCAUAUGCAGGUGGUAUUUCGAGCCCUGUCAUGGUUUCUAGUGAUAGAACACAUAAUAAAUGCUAAUUACUACAAAACAAAGGACACAUAAUAAAGAGAAAUUUUUUGGCACUUUUUUUUUACACCUACAGUAACUAGCCUUAAGUUGAUGUUCCAGCCAUGAACUAACUUAAAGGUAUCAAACGGGAUAUCAUUGUAAAAGGCAAUAAAUAAACUUUCAAAUACAUAUAGGAAAUCUGAGAUAUGAUCAACUGAUCGUAUGAUCAAGUUUAUCGUGCCUAGUUUAUAUGAAAUGAAGCAGAUGCAUGACUGUAUAUACAGAAUGUCUAUGGUGUAAAGUGUCAACAUGUAUGUAGCUAGUUUGUGUGUAUUGUGUGUAUGUGCAUGCACACUUAUGUGUGUUUUGUUUUCUCUAAAAAUAACAUCCUGGCCUGUAACUGGAUAUACAAAAUGUAUAGCAGACUGAGUAUUAUGCAAUAAUGAUCUCCACUUUUAGAUACAAUGUAUUGAGAUUUGAAUAAAGAAGUCUGCCAGGAACUUGAUAGUCGUUUUUGUGCGGUGGUAUUGCUUAAAGGGUAAAGCAGGUAUCCCACUGGACACAUUAGCGCCACAAACCAGCCAAAAUCAGCACAAAUUCGGCUAUGGUCAAUUACGGCAUGUGACACUGCAGUAGACAUAGUAAAAUGGGUAUAUGCUUGUUAAAUUUGAUAGCAGGGUCGUAUUGCAAUGAAAUUUCACAAGGUACUAGUAGUCAUUGAAUGAAAUAGAGCACCGGGCAUGUUGUGUUGAUAUGGUGGAUUUUUUUGGUUAAAAACACACAUUUUGGUUUUUAAACAUUAGGUCUUUUUAAUGUGUCCUGUCCUCGGUGGAGACAACGUUCUGGACUCUCAUAUUUCAAACAACGACACAUUACCUCGAGUAGAUUGUUUGUCCAUCGCCAUUUUGUAUGAUACUUCAUCAUAACUUUUUUGGGUCAAAAAUAGGCAAAAUGGAGAUUUUUUUUCAUUUCUGGUCAAUUAUUCGCUCUAGACGAAAUCCCUUUAUAAUUAAACCAAAUAGCGAUGGAUAAAUUUCUUUUACAAGGGAUUGUAGAUGCAAAUUUACAGUAUACUGUCAGCAAAAGUACUGUUGUCACCAAGGACGAAGCCCGUAAAUGUGAUGGUAAUGGUCCGCCAGAAACGCUGCUAAGUGCCGCUGUCGUUUUCCCACCAUUUCAUAUCCCGGGGGUUGAUGGAUUGUUAUUUUUGGGUAUGUAGAUAGCUUGAGUGAUUAUUGACAUUUUUAAUUGAAAUUAAUUAUGCAAACUAGGAGUUAAUUUGCAUAAUAGAUAAGGAAAGUUUACAACUCUGCUACGGUCCAUGAUGUGGCUCACAAACACAACUUAUGAAACUGAGAAAGCAGAAUAUCAAUUACAGAAAUAAAGAUCUAAUUUGCAUAAUUAAUGAGACAGAAUAUAUGCUAUAAUUCCAUUUCAGUAGAGAAGAUGAACUGAUAAAUGCAAAUUGGUACCUUGAUCGAGGUAAUCAAUGAGAAACAUGAUACAUUACUCAAAAAGCUUAACAUUAUUUCAAAGGUAUGAGGUCAUGGAACUCUAGUCUACACAAUCAAUUAACGUUGCACAUUUGUUGUAAAUGUUAAUAUAAUUGAACUUGUAGUACUUUACAUGUAGUUAUUAGUUAGCAUUACAUCAUUCUAUUUCUUUCUAAACUGAUUCCUCUAAUCAGUAACACGUACCAUUUAUGCUUCGGUGGGCUUCAGGCAAAAAACAUUGAAAAUCUAAGAAAGUCAAGUCAAUAAAACACAAUGUUUUGUCUCACUACUGCCAUUUAUAUUCAUCACAUGGUACUAUUUCAACCGUAACCAUACAACUUUUAGGCAUCCAUAUUUCACCUACCUUUUGCAGUGUAGUCAUUAUAGUUUUGUACUUAAAAAAUGUAAUAAAGUUUUACUAGGGUCACAACAUUUUAUCUUGCAUGACCUGUCAAAUAGCACUAACAUGCACAUGUCGUGUGUUGCAAAAAGUCUCUGCAUUAUUCACUGCUCCCUCCGCAAUGAAAGCAUGUAUUUACAAGUACAUGUGCCUGAAGUAGUACUGUGAAUCUUUCCAUUGGUUUUUGCACCCAGCUCUAGUGCCAUCUGUAUGUUGAGAAAACAAGACCGUAAUUUUCCAGAAAGUGUCAUCAGACAUGUGGCUCCUUAACAAGAACAAAUCUAAGACAAUAUCAUUAAAUCUUGGAUGCCAGUUACAAUUUUAUUAUGUGUGAAAAUUAAAGCCGGCAAAUAGCAUUAUUGAAGGAUUCCCCAACAACAUAAUGUAUAUUUGACUCAUUCUAUACUACAUUGUACAUAUACAGUCAACAUGCACCUCUAGAACUACCGGUAGUUUUUUCUUUCUUUCAAAAACAACAAUGUAAAAUUCUAAA
Messenger RNA from Branchiostoma floridae (Florida lancelet), 6078 nucleotides. Its product is annotated as E3 ubiquitin-protein ligase LRSAM1-like. The record is from RefSeq and is a predicted model, not a curated record. NCBI's taxonomy places the organism in Eukaryota, Metazoa, Chordata, Leptocardii, Amphioxiformes, Branchiostomatidae. The transcript is spliced from 27 exons. The coding region runs from base 217 to 2406 and encodes 729 amino acids. Gene Ontology annotation, molecular function: protein binding.